AUGACAUCAACAAUCACGUCUAUUAGUGGGCUGGGAACAACCAAACUCCCGUUAAAAGCUAUUCAGCCCACACAAUAUUGGACUUUUGAAAAUGCAUUGGCAUUGAUUAAUGAUUGUCAAGAUCCGUACAUAUCAGAAGCAUUGGACGAAUAUUUGUUACUUAUUAAGGACGUCAUAUUGACUCCAUCACCAUUUUCAGGUGAUAAGUCAACCUCCACGACUAAAAUUGGGAAGGAAGUAUCACUAUAUGGAAUACUAUACACCGACAUCACCCAGCAGAAUAUAAAAGACGGUGAAUUAGUCCAUAAACAUCUCGACUUGGACUUUAAAGAGAUCAUCAGAGUCAUUGAUCAAGUUUGUAAAAGGGUUCCGCCAAAACCAGCACCCAAGUUAAAUUUUAAGAGCAAGUUGAACGAUGACAGGGUAGCACAAUUGGAUACCGAAAGAAUAGGACUCUACAUCUAUAAUAUACUACGAGAGAGGAGAAUAGUAUUGAAAAUUGCCCGAGAGACUCUAGGUAACAAAACCAAUCCGGAUACUUCUUCUGUGAUACGAAAUAUUGGUAAAGAAUUGUUUUUGUCUAAAGACUACAUUGAAAAGUUGAUCAAAUCACUCCGGGGUACUUUAGCCUACAUUAUUAAUGAAUCCUACAAAACAGGCUUAUCAAAGAGUAUUGAUGAAAUUAUUUUCAAUGAGUCGGUGCUAUUUUGUAUUGACUCGUGUAAAGUUUUAAUUGAAAUAUCUGCUCAGAAUCCUUUAGUUACGAAAGAUUUAGUGAAGCAAUGGUUCGAAUUGAUGCAAGAAACAAACUUUUCAGUUGCUUUGGGGCCUAACUUGCAAUAUUCGGAGUCAUUUGAACUAAUCCAAACCUUGUUCACAGUGAUAUCUAUUGAAUUUCUAGAUCUUGACAAUGCAUUCGAUUCUUUGGAUGAUGAUAUUGGUUCAUAUGUAUCUGAUAUAGAUGUGUUUUCAUUCGUCAAUGAUGUCAUAACUAGUGACUACAACAGCAAUGCGGUUAUAAUCUAUAGUUGGAGCGUCAUACUUUUGAGGAAAUCAUAUUUUUACCAAGAGUUCUCCACUCCCUCAAUCGCAAAAUCAUUUGAGACGAAAUUUCCCGUACCGAUCUUAGAUAACCUUGUCAACCAAUGCAAUAGUAAAAGCUUGGCUUUGAAUGUUUUUGGCUCAUUGAAGGAAUUAAGUGAGAAGGUCAAGUUUGACAAAUUGCACUCGACUGUGUUGUCAUCGGUCAUCACAGCUUCUAUAUCGUUGGUUGAAUUAACUCCAGAGAUCACAGAUUGCAUCGUCAACAUCAUCAGAAACUGUCCAAACAUUGUUGUAGAGAAGUUCUUUAAUAAUCAGGCAACAAUUGAAGCGCUCAUUAUUGCUAGGGCCAAGUUCCCACUCUUGUUAUCGCCAUAUAUUAAACUAGCUUCUAUAAAUGGUGAUUUUGCAUUGCACGAGUUCAAUGAUAUGAAAUCGUAUAUUCAAGUGUACAAGAGAGACCAAUUUGAUAAGUUGUACCAAAUUGACGAUCAAAAUCCCGAGUUGGUGAAAUUAACCGAUGGUGUCAAUUUGUUUCCACCAUUUGAGUCAAAAAAGAAACUUGCAAUGGCUCUCACAAUAGGCACGCGUGCCAAGAUGUUACCUGCUGUAAAUCCAGAUGAAGUGUUGGUGACGUUUUUGCAUGAAUAUAAUGGUUGGGCUUUUGUUGGAAGAGUUCUUUACAACAUAUCAAAAGGAGUGAUUAGUAUCGAUGAAGCAAGAGAGGAGUUGAUUCUCGACAUUUUGAGAUUAAUGGCUAGUGUUCUGGCCGAUUGUGGAGAGGACGAAAUCAAAUUAAUGUUGGAGUCCAUGUCUGCGUAUAUUGACGAUUCUGAUGUAAUUGAGAUUGUGCUCCGAUUUCUUGAGCAAUCUUUGCAUGCAAGGAAUAUUGCUAUCCUGUCUACUGUGUUGAAAUUGUUGUCCAAUUUGUUACCUAUCAUCCCGAAAAGAAUAUGGCUGUACUUGGCCAAGUCUUCAUUGUUUACUCGUGAUGGUAAAGAGGGUUUAGCAUUAACUAUUUUUGGAGCUGUGGAAAUGGUUAAUGGAGAUUUUGGUUUCUCGUUAGCACUUGUUAAUUUUGCCGAUGCCUUAACCAGGGAUUGUAUUCUGUAUGGAACCAACGUUGAUAAAUUAAGAGAAGACAUGAUAUACCAAUUUACUUCUCAUCUGGUGUUUUUGUUCGAAAACUUUUCGCAUUGCCAUUUUGCUUGCGUUUAUGAUAGAUUUCAACUCGGUAGCUCAUUAUUGGAAUUGUUUACUACGAUUUUAAAAACUACGUAUGGAGUGGAAGUAGGAUGCAAGCCGGAGAAAAAACUUACAAGAGUAUUUUCUAAAGGAAGCCAAUAUUUGUUGAAUUGCUUUCUAGCGACUGAUACAAACUACACACGGACAAUUUCACCGUUAAUUAAUGUCAUCGAAUCAUGUGCGUACAAUAUCGAUUUGUUCGAGCUAACUGACACAUCUGGGGUUUUUUUUGAUAAGUGGAUUUCCCGUGCAUUUUCAUUUGCCGAAUUGGUCAUUACUUUGCGAAACAAUUUGAAGUUGACGCCACUGGCUUUGGAGAAGACACUAUUUGAGAAGGCUUCAAAUUUGGUGGCAACUUUUGCCAACAAUGGGUCCUACAGAUUGAUUUCGGUAAAUUUGCUUACUAGUUUGAUUGGUUCUAAAUGGGAGAAUGAACCAACGCCUUCAUUGUUGUCUCAUUUAGGACACUAUGAUGCACAAGUCUUGAAGCAAUCGAUAAUCUCAAGUUUAAAAAAUUCAUUGGAUGAUUAUGAUUUAAAAAUUGCCUUGAAUGAGUUUAUUUGUGCUGUGAUGGGUAGUAGACAAGAAGGUCUUAUUGUGUUGUUCAACACUGGUAAGAGUGCAUUUCCUGGGACUCAAAGUGCAAACGACUCGCUGAAUAAGGAUUCAGAAGCUUCGAAUGAGUCGGUUGUACAGAUUUUGAAAAAGAGCGUUAGAGAAAUGAAGUAUUAUCCAAAUUUUGUCAGUCUUCAUUUAAUUGACGCAAUUGCCUUGUCAUGUAACUCGUGGACGAUAGUGAAGGAAACUAAAUUUGAUGAGGAAUUUAUAAAUAUUUUGAUCGAUCGAGUGAAAACACAAAUAACUGACCCACCAAAAUCGAUUGGCAAUUUCAUAGAUAGAUGCUACGAGUUGGUAUUAGUGGCAAAGAUUGCUGAUAUUCUUGCGUUAUAUUUAUUCACUACCAAAAAUGAAAAAUGCCGCAACCAAAUCAUUGAGUUUAUCAAUUCAGAAAGCUUUCUUGAGAUAGCCAAACAUAAAUUUGAAAUCAAGCACUAUCAGCAUUCAUUACAUGAUGAAUUGGAAACUUCAUUCAAGAAUUCAUAUCCUAAUCUUGAGCUUGCGAAAUUUACGAACUCCUUGACCAAGCCAAACACCAUUGGAUUCAACUCAAUUUACAAUCUAGUGUUUAUGGACAAGCUAUUCCAUAAUCACGCUUCGUGGUUAGAUAUUAAAGAGCAACUCAUUGCAUCAAGUGUCAAUAGCCAAUACUUGAUGGCUCAAUUCACAGCCGCCAAGUCAUUUGGUACCUUGUUAACCAGUUUUUGUCGUCGAUAUCAAGGACCAUUUAACCCUGAAUUGUUGAAAUUAGUUGAUUUUUUGUUGAAGACUGAUGUCACUGAAAAUAUUCCCUCAGCAGAAUUUCGUCAAAUUUAUUUCGAUCGAAUUGAACUCGGAUUUUACAUCGUAUAUUCAUUUUUCAAUGCUGAAAAGCAAAUCAAGCAUGACGAUUCAAUAUUUGAAAUUAUUAAAAGUGCAAGUACAUUGUUAUCAUCAAGUAGUUUGAAUUUUAUUACUGAUUUGGUUGCAUCAAAGGGUACUUAUAGACCUUUAUUACGGAUCAUUUAUUGUGCAUUAAAAAUGAUUAAAGGAAAUUCAAAGACGGUUACGGGCAAUUUAAGUUUAUUUCAAGAUUUAUUUGAUGCAAUCAUAACUAAAGGAAUUAAAUCCUUAUCCGCUGAAUUACAAAACGAUGUGUAUUUACUCAAGAGAAGCAAUGAUAAGAGUUUGGCCAUGUACAAAUUCGGUGAAAAAUUUGAUGAUUUUCAACUAAUCUUGUCAAUUUUGAAGGUAUUUAUUGCGUUUAAACCAGAUGAACCUUUAUUGACACAGGGUAUAGCAUCAUCGGUGAAACAAGCAGGUAUAGUAAAGACAUUGUUAAAUGUAUACACUAUGUCAUAUUCGAUUGAUAUUGGUGAUGAAUUUGCAUUUGCACAAAUGAGCUUACUGUAUUUGUUGGAGUUGAUGGCUAUUGAUUCAGUAGCUCAAUCAAUUGUCUCAUCAGGCCUUUAUGUAACACUAUUGGAGAGUCCCAUUUCACGUCCAAUUCGUGCUGGUGGACUUUCAGUAUUGAAUGAAGCAAAAUAUUAUCGAUUAUGGAUUGAUGGAAUCUUGCCUAUUAUAAUUGCUAGUAUUUCAAAAUUGGGUGCUUCUAUCGUGCCGGAAAUUUGUGUUGCAUUGCAAUUAUUUUCUAAGCAAAUUGAACAUUGCGUCAAUAGUUGGGCUCGUGAUUCAUCAAGUUUGAAAAUCUCGAGUGGUGCAGUCUACGAAACGAAUCAGAUUUUGGUGAUUUACAAUUUACUAAAAGCGAUGAAUGUUGGUGAUUAUUUGAAUUCAACAAUGUCAGAUUACACCAACCAGGCACAUUUUGAUGACUCUAUAGCUGAGGAAGAAGAUGCUUCUGCAGUAAUUGAUAUGAGAAUCUUACCGGGAUUGGAUUCAGAAUCAAAUCGAGAUGAUUUUAUUGAUUGUAUCGAUAAUUUACUUAAACAUCCUAAAUUCUUGACAUCAAGAAUCAUUGCUAGUUCUCCUGAAGAGAAAUCAAUUAUUGAUCGAGGUGGUGAAUGGUAUGAUGUUUUUGUAAAGAGCAUUUUUGAAGAUAUUAGAGAAAUGAAGAAUAUGUUGUCAUAG
Lodderomyces orthopsilosis Co 90-125 is the source of this 4974-nucleotide messenger RNA. RefSeq names its product Nup188p (gene NUP188). Gene Ontology annotation, molecular function: structural constituent of nuclear pore. Lineage: Eukaryota; Fungi; Ascomycota; Pichiomycetes; Serinales; Debaryomycetaceae. Gene Ontology annotation, biological process: RNA export from nucleus; protein import into nucleus. Gene Ontology annotation, cellular component: nuclear pore inner ring. The coding region runs from base 1 to 4974 and encodes 1657 amino acids. The record is from RefSeq and is a predicted model, not a curated record. The transcript has a single exon.